Malassezia japonica is the source of this 1434-nucleotide messenger RNA. RefSeq lists its product as uncharacterized. The transcript has 4 exons. The record is from RefSeq and is a predicted model, not a curated record. Lineage: Eukaryota; Fungi; Basidiomycota; Malasseziomycetes; Malasseziales; Malasseziaceae. The coding region runs from base 1 to 1434 and encodes 477 amino acids. Gene Ontology annotation, molecular function: transmembrane transporter activity. Gene Ontology annotation, biological process: transmembrane transport. Gene Ontology annotation, cellular component: membrane.
AUGAACGACGAGAAGAUCGACCGGGGCGCCUACGUGCGCCCUAUCAAGGACAUGAGCGAUGAUGAACACUCUUUCAUCGCUGAUGCGCCAAUAUCCGCUACGAUGGACCCCGAAGAGUACGCCCGCCAAGAGAAAAAAGCGCUGUUCAAACUCGACAUGCAAAUCGUACCGCUCUGCCUCAUGCUCUAUUUCCUUUCCUUCCUGGACAGAACAAACAUUGCCCAGGCCAAGCUGAACGGACUCCAGACGCAGCUGAAUUUGUCCGAGUACGACUAUACCCUGGCGCUCGUGGUACUGUACCCCCCCUACAUCCUCUUUGAAAUUCCGUCGAACCUGCUCAUUAAGCGCAUUGGCCCUUCGCGCUGGAUUCCGCUGCUGGUGUGCCUCUGGGGGCUGGUUUCGACACUGCAAGGCAUCGUCAAGUCACGCGAUGGUCUGCUGAUCAACCGUGCUUUCCUUGGUUUGGCCGAAGCAGGUAUUCUGCCCGGCAUUGCAGUCUACCUCACCUUUUUCUACAAGCCGAGGGAGCUGCAGCUGCGCCAAGCACUCUUUUUCUGUGGUGCCUCGCUGAGCGGUGCAUUCUCUGGCCUGCUUGCCGCCGCUAUUAACAACAUGUCGGGCAUGAAAGGACUGCAGGGUUGGUCGUGGAUCUUUAUUCUGGAAGGUAUCUUCACGGUCGUCUUUGGUUUCUGCUGUCUGUUCCUCCUCCCCGACAAUAUUAAAUCUACAUGGUGGCUCACUCCCGUGGAAAAGCAGAUUAUCACGGAGCGCCUUGCGUCUUCGUCCAACCGAUUCCAGGACCGUCCUGAGCUCGACCAAAAGUUGGCGCAGGUGCAGAUGGACGUUGCGCACGAAGCCCCCGUCCCGAUGCCAAAUUUGGCCCGCAGGGAUAUGCUCCGAGCACUCAUCGAUCCCUCCAUGCUUCUCAUGUGUGCAGCGAGUUUCUGCGGGGUGAUUUCGCUCUAUUCGAUUUCGUACUUUUCGCCGACGAUUAUCAAGGACAUGAAUAACUACAGCACUGUGCGUGCGCAGCUUAUGUCGUGCCCUCCGUACGCGGUCUCUCUCGUGUACUGUGCGUCAAUGGCCGUGAUUUCCGACCGGUUCCGCACGCGCUUCUUUUCCGCGCUGCUGGGCAUGGUCCUGUCGAUGGUUGGAUUCGCAAUGACCUAUGCAAGCACGCAUGCCAUGACACGCUACGGUGGCGUGAUUGUCCUGACCUGCGGAUCCUACUCGAUCCUUCCGGUUCUCUUUGCGUGGAUGGCCAACAAUUCUGCCGGACAUUACAAGCGCGCUGUCGGCCUCGCGAUGCUCAUUGUCUUUGCCAACAGCGGCGGCCUGACAUCCGCCUUCCUUUUCCCCAAGAAGGAAGGAAAGCAGUACAAGCGUGGCUUGCUUACCAACUUGUCUCUGAACGAAAACGCGACCACCGUGUGA